Lymnaea stagnalis (great pond snail) is the source of this 3094-nucleotide messenger RNA. NCBI's taxonomy places the organism in Eukaryota, Metazoa, Mollusca, Gastropoda, Lymnaeidae. The record is from the annotation of a GenBank genome assembly.
AACACGUACUUAAUAUGUGUAUUCGAAUGUGUAAAGUAUAUUAAACGAUGGCUGCUCAGGUAAGGUGUAUAUAUACUUAUUAUUAUCUUUUUAUUGAACCACAUAUGCAGUUACAUAAUAUAUUUGUAUGCAAGUCUAGUUUAAAGAUAAUUGUUUUAAUAAUAAAAGAAUAUGUUAAGCUAUAUUAUCAACUAUGUAUUUUAAAUUAACAAUUGAGAGGAUACAAAAAUUUUUUUUAAUGAAUUUAGAAUGUAAUAUGUAGAGUCAUAUUUUUCUUUUGAUUUGUAUCUGAAAUUAACUCCGCUCGCUGAAAUGUCUAGUUAGAAAGUUGUAAGCUUAAUCAAUAUGCAGAUCGAUAAACUUCAAGUGAAAUAUCGCAAUAACAUUAGUGGAAAUAAAGUAAGUAUCUGUGUACUUCGCAAAAAACUGAUAGCAAUAGAGGAAUCAAUAAACUGUGCUGAAACAUAUUAGUGUAUUGAUCUGCGUAGCGGCUAUUGCUUUAAAAACAAAAUAUUCCUGAACUUUAUCACGGGAUCUAAACAUCAUUGCAGCCGAAGAAAAUUAUUUUCAAAUACAUAUAACUUGCUCAUUACUGAUAUCCCGUAGCUCUAUAGAAGAAAGCAAUCCUUAUUCACGAUCACAAAUCAUCCUCUAAGUGAACUCUCACCCACGUCAUUUCAGAGUAGGUAACUCCGACAUACUGUUUACAUACUUUGUUAGGAAUCUUGGUUAUAUUCUGUCCAACAACUUGUCUCUCGAUAAUCACAUCUCUUACAUUUGUCACACUGCAUUCACCGAUAUCCGUCAAAUCAGCUCCAUCCGCUACUACCUCACAGUUAUCGCAACAAAACCCUUAGCCUAUGCUCUUGUUCUCUCUCGUCUUGACUUUGCAUCUCUCAUCUGUAAGGUGCAUCUAACUAUUUUAUUGAAAAACUGCAGAAAGAUCAAAACUCAGCUGCUAGGCUAGGUCUAAAGGCAAACAAAACAUGAGCACGUCACACAAUAAGUUCUUUCACUUUAUUGGCUUUAUGUACAAGAACCGAUUGACUACAAAGUCUCUAUUCUCUGCCACAACUUUUUCUCGAAUUCCUGCCCUUCCUUUCUAACUGAACUUCUCUCAGUCUAUUCACCCCUUCGACAGCUUCGCUCCUCCACAGACGCGCGUAUUUUUUCUGUCCCUCAGACUCCCACAAAAAAUUACGUUGGACGAUCUUUCUCUUUCUGUGCCCCCUAAGCUAUGAAAUUCUCGUCCACUGAACAUUUGCAAUAUACAGACCAUAUUAACUACAUAAUAGGGUCAUAUAGAAAUGGCUGAUUAAAGACGAUGUUGUGGACUUCGCAGGACGAAUUCCACAAGGAAUGGGAUUAUUCUUCUAGGAUUAUAAGCUUCUGCCCAACAGAAAAUCACCUCUCUCCACGUUGGUGGAUAGACCAUAAGGGAACAUCAUGUGGCAGGCACCAGUCGUGUCACAGGAGUUGUCAGUUUGUUUCUUUGUUUUAAUGCUAUCCUCCAAUGGGACUCCCUCCAUGGGUUUUAAUUCAGAGUUCUUCUCGUAGAUUAGUUCCAUGCAAAGUUAACGAGUCCCAUCCACCCAGGUAGCUGGUGAUGCAUUUGCUUGAUUGAACUCCAGACCAUAAACUUGAGAAUUUCUCUGUUCAGUCCAUUCGGCAAUUCGGCACCAAAUUGGCUGAUAACUUAUUCAAAAAUAUUUUAUGACAAAUUUUAGGUUUAAAGAAAAUAUCAAAAAUCAAUAAAGAGAGAAUGUUCGCGUUGCAAUAGGAAAUGUGUACCCCGAUCUGCCAAACUUUAAAGUUUUAGAAACGGACGUCACCGGGGGGGGGGGGGAUGAUACUCAGCUCCUGGGUCUUUUGGGUCAGACCUAAGGGUGUGCAAAUUAAAAACAUAUACAGGGCACGACCGUGAGCAACCCAGGAAAAAACCCGAUUGUUUUAAAAAUGCGAUCAAGGAAAUACUACAGUUUUCAAUCCAUAUUCCAAAACUGAACACAGGUUCACUACAUUAAAGAGCUGCAUGUUAUAGACGUGUGCUAGAAAGCUCUGGAAGUCUCAUCUGAGGCCCAACGGCUGUCUCGCAUUGUAGUUCAUUCUUCAUGAUUUCAGAAUUAGAUCGGGCUAAGCCAGAAAUUACUUUUUCUCGCAAAGAAUAACUUUUCAUUAUCUUGGAAUAUGUUAUGGACAAGAAAGGCGAGAAUUCCGCUGGGCUUGUUUAUAUCCACGCUUCAACCAAUGUGUAUAUUACACUGUUUACUUACAUUUAGAGUUUUCUCAAAGAAAUAGAUUAUUACAUCUGACAUAUAGAUUUCUUGCAGAACUAUAGUGUUUUGAAUCUAAAUUACGCGAAAUAGUUUUGAUAUUUACAAAAGAAAUUAAUAAUAUAAAUUAUAAAAAGUAGCUUUAUUUUAUUUAGGGAGAAUUUAUGAUAUUGUAAAAUGUUCAUAGUCAACAAGACUGAAUAAUUAAUCACCUAGAGAACAUAGCAUUUCUUUUAUCAUUUUUAAAAAAAUAGAUCAUCGGACUAAAUCAAAUGGAGGCAUUCCCAUGUGCGUUUAACCUGAAAUGUGCACCUCCAACUAGACACCAUCUCCAACACAUGAAGCACAACCUAUCAACGGACAAACCCACUGGAAAAUAUUAUAAAAUCGAAGAGACACGAAAUAAGAAUUUAUUAACUUGGGUUGAGCACCUAAUUGAACCACUGGAAAGCUUGGCUAAAGAGAUAAAUGAAGAAGUCUUGGCAGCUACAGAAAAUUAUAACAUUCCAUCUAUGGCUAAUCGGGUUUUUAUUUUAUACAGAGAAGGAAAUGACAUUGACGCUGAAGAAUAUGUUAAUACUCUAAAAGCCAUGAAAGAGCGUCCAGAUUUUGAAGACCUGAUGACAGAAGCUAAAGCUGAGCAGGCGUAUUAUUACAGCAGGAUGGGAGCUUUUGAUAUGUCAGUCAAACUGUUUCAAGAAAUCGUCACUAAAGAGCCUUUAAAUCUCCUGUGGAAGUACGGACUUGGACUUAUGUACAGGCGCAUGACAAACUUCAAUGUGUGCUACUCGGUCACAAAGGAAUACAACGUAUCAGAGCUU